Molecule: messenger RNA, 2015 nt
Organism: Phodopus roborovskii (desert hamster)
Lineage: Eukaryota; Metazoa; Chordata; Mammalia; Rodentia; Cricetidae
Gene: Znf783
Product: zinc finger protein 783
Exons: 9
Biological process (GO): regulation of DNA-templated transcription
Source: RefSeq, a predicted model, not a curated record
UCGGCCCGCGCCUGGCCCGACCUGUCGGCGGAGGAUCGCACCCAAACGAAGACACGGUAGCCAUGGCUGAAGCGGCGCCCGCCCAGCUAGAUACAGAGAAGAGUUCAUACCUCUAUACCACAGAGAUCACACUGUGGACUGUGGUGGCAGCCAUUCAGGCCUUGGAGAAGAAAGUGGAUUCUUGUGUGGCCCGUUUGCUGACUCUUGAAGGACGCUCAGGGACAGCUGAGAAGAAGCUGGCUGAUUGUGAGAAGGCAGCUGUGGAGUUCAGCAGCCAACUGGAGGGCAAGUGGGCCGUGCUGGGGACUCUGCUGCAGGAGUACGGGCUGCUGCAGCGGCGGCUGGAAAAUGUGGAGAACCUCAUGCACAAUCAGAAUUUUUUGGUCUUGCGGCUUCCCCCUGGCAGCAAGGACGAGUUCCCCAAGGUGCCUAUGACCUUUGAUGAUGUGGCUGUGUAUUUCUCUGAAUUGGAGUGGGCCAAAUUGGAGGACUGGCAGAAGGAGCUCUAUAAACAUGUGAUGAGAGACAACUACAAGACGCUGAUCUCCCUGGAUUAUGCCAUCUCUAAACCAGACAUCCUCACCUGGAUAGAGAGGGGAGAAGAGCCUUUUCCUGCAGGCCCCUGUGGCCAGGGGAAGGGGAGUGAGGAGGAGGAGGCAGCAUGCCCAAGGAAACCAAACACUGGAAUCCCUCUGAGUCCAGAGCAUGCCCCAAGUCCAGCCUGUCCUGCCCAAAUGGAGCCAAAAGAAAGGCAGGCACCGGAGCAGCCACUACAGCAGCAGCAGCAGCAGCAAGAGGAAGCAAAGGGUACUAUACCUGAGCCUGACACUGCACAUGACUUCUCCCUUCUCUGUGUCCCUCCCAGCCAGUGUGUGAGCUCAAGCUGGAUGCAUAGAAUUUGUGAGGCGGGACCACAGGUCUGUAAGCAUGUUCAGGACCUGCUGGGAAAUGGCUAUGUCUCCUGUGAUACUUGUGUUAGGAAUGACCCUCAUCUGAUUCUCCCUCUCACAGGGAUUCCAGCAAGCACCAACACUUCACCAAUUAAACAAGAGGGAGACUCUACUGAGGGAGGAUUGCCACCCUGCCCUCCCACAGACAGCCUGCCUUCUUUAGGGCCAGGUGGUGGUGCUGUGGCCAUCAAGACAGAAGCCCAGUCUGAGCAUGAACCUGAGCAACAGCUUCCAGAGUCCCCAAGCCAGUCCAUGUAUAGAGUCCACAAAAGGCCCAGGAACAAGACUGGAGGCCCCAGACAGGAUCAUGCCCAGAAAGUGUCUAGGGUACAGAUUAGGGAGCCCCAGGCAGCAGAGGCUGUGGAAGAGCCACCCCGUAUUCUUCCUCGACAACGGCAGCGGGCAUUCCCAUGCCCUGACUGUGGGCAGACCUUCCGCUUAAAGAUUAAUCUGACAAUCCAUCAGCGGACCCAUGUAGAAGAGGAGGAGAACAAGGAGGAGGUUCAGAGUGGCUUGCCUGUUGGGUCAGGGGACAGCCGCUCCACACUGGAACCAGGGGAGGUAGUGGUUCCUGGCCCUGUCAUCUGCUGGCUACCUGGGGAUCCCACAAGUUGCCGUUCCCUGGCAAGCAAUGCUUUUAUGGGACAAAGGUCAGCAGAUAAGGUUUACCACUGUAGUGAAUGCCUGCGCUCCUUCCAGCAGCGGAAGUCCCUGAUACUUCACCAGCGUCAACACACAGGCAACAAGCAAGGCUGGCCUGCCUGCUCCUACUGUGGCAAGGCCUUCCGCCGGCCUUCAGACCUCUUUCGCCACCAGCGCAUCCACACCGGCGAGCGUCCCUAUCAGUGCCCCAAGUGUGACCGGGCCUUCAACAGGAACCACCACCUGACUGUCCACAUGCAGACCCACUCCUGAGUCGCGGGAGCAGAAGAGCUGCAGCUGAGACGCUGCGGGAUCACGACUCUGCAUACUCGGUUCCGAGGCAAUUUGCUCCGGACUGCCUUCCGAGUCUGGUGCGUGUGGGCAAGGAUUGCAGUGGCUAUUCUGGGACGAGGCAGGAUCUAG